AUGUGGAUGGAUACCAAAUCAGAGGCGAAGCAGGCCAGCAGGACUCGUGCCGGCCUGCAUCAGCGUCUUUUCAACAGCUUGCUGCUUUGUACCGGCGAUAUGCUGCACUUGGAUCAGCACAUGGAGGGCAAGUUAUUUGUGCUGCAGCUGGCCGUGUGGAGCCUGCGGGGGGUGGCCAGGGUGAUCCUGGCCAACAACCCGCUCAGCGGUGCUCUCAUCCUGGCUGCACUGUACUGGGCUUCCCCCUGGCAAGGCCUGCUGGGAACUCUGGGCGUGCUGGCCUCCACGUUAACAGCUGUAAUCAUUGGACAAGACAGUGCUGAGGUGUCUGCAGGUCUCCAUGGUUUUAAUGGUAUGCUGGUGUCACUGUUGAUGGGAGUGUUUAGCUCUGCUGGAGACUGGUACUGGUGGCUGCUGCUGCCUGUCUGCUUUGGGUCAGCAACAUGUACGUUCCUCUUCAGCGGUCUCUCUCCACUGUUGGACCGCUGGGAUUUGCCAGUUGCUGUGUUCCCCUUCAACAUCGUCAUUGUCCUCUACUUACUCUGUACUGGUCCUAACAACCCCUACUACCCACACCACCUCGCCACACCACCGGGGGCACUGGAGCUGAAUGCUACUCAGCUUGACACAGCAGAGGUGGUGCGUGGCAUCCCUCUGGGUGUGGGUCAGAUCUACGCCUGCGGGGCCCUGGGACCCUCCCUCAUCAUCCUGGGGGCCGUUCUGCUCUACUCGCCCCUGAUGGCCCUCCACGCUCUGCUGGGAUCAGCGGCUGGAACACUAGCAGGUCUGUCCAUGGCAGUGCGUCAUGCAUCUCUGUACUCCGGUCUGUCAGGAUUCAAUGGAGCUCUGGGUUGCAUGGGUGUUGGAGGACUCUUCUUCACCUUCAGCUGGAGGACUCACCUCUUUGCUAUCGCUAGUGCCUUCCUUUCUGCGUAUGCUGACAUUGCCCUGAGCAAUCUGCUGGGAUCUGUGGGUCUCCCAGCAUGCAGUUGGGCAGCAACUCUGAUGGUCACACUCAUGCUGCUGCUGACUGGUCAGAGUUUAGCAGCGUACCGCAUCCCCAUUGGUCAGGUCAAGGCCCCGGAACACAACCUGCGCUCCCGCAGCCAAUGGGAAUCUGGCAAUACCUCAGACAGGGAGAGUACUGAUGUGUAG
Molecule: messenger RNA, 1155 nt
Organism: Myripristis murdjan (pinecone soldierfish)
Lineage: Eukaryota; Metazoa; Chordata; Actinopteri; Holocentriformes; Holocentridae
Product: urea transporter 1
Exons: 8
Coding region: 1-1155 (384 amino acids)
Biological process (GO): urea transmembrane transport
Cellular component (GO): membrane
Molecular function (GO): urea transmembrane transporter activity
Source: RefSeq, a predicted model, not a curated record